AUGUCCGGGAUCUUGUUUGAGGAUAUGUUCAACGUCGACUCUGUCGACAACGCCAGAUACAACAAGGUCAGCCGUAUAGAAGGUCAGUCCUCGACGGCUCAGGAUAUCAAGAUCACCUUGGACAUCAACAGCGAGUUGUUCCCAGUCAAGGAGAGCGAUUCGUUGACGAUCACAUUGGCUUCUUCCUUGGGUAACGAGGAUUCCAUGAUCACGUCCAACGGUUCGUGGAGACCACCAAAGAGAGGCGACCGCUCAUUGGCUGACGAUUACGACUACGUCAUGUUCGGUACCGUCUACAAGUUCGAGGAGAGCCAGGACAACGACAAGAUGGCUGUUUACAUUUCUUUCGGCGGUUUGUUGAUGCGUUUGGAGGGAGGCUACCGUUCGUUGUCGAACUUGAAGCAGGAAAAUGCAUACAUCUUGAUCCGUCACUACAAGGACAACUAA
Messenger RNA from Candidozyma pseudohaemuli, 447 nucleotides. It is a transcript of the gene RPB8, whose product is annotated as DNA-directed RNA polymerase core subunit. Gene Ontology annotation, cellular component: RNA polymerase II, core complex; RNA polymerase III complex; RNA polymerase I complex. Gene Ontology annotation, biological process: DNA-templated transcription. The transcript has a single exon. Gene Ontology annotation, molecular function: DNA-directed RNA polymerase activity. The coding region runs from base 1 to 447 and encodes 148 amino acids. NCBI's taxonomy places the organism in Eukaryota, Fungi, Ascomycota, Pichiomycetes, Serinales, Metschnikowiaceae. The record is from RefSeq and is a predicted model, not a curated record.